Molecule: messenger RNA, 2123 nt
Organism: Jatropha curcas
Lineage: Eukaryota; Viridiplantae; Streptophyta; Magnoliopsida; Malpighiales; Euphorbiaceae
Product: protein OCTOPUS
Source: RefSeq, a predicted model, not a curated record
UUUUCUCUUGCAUUUCUCCACGAUACUAAUUACUACUAAACUACUCUAUAGCCUAUAGUUAGUGCUUAGUACCCACUCUCUCUUCCCAUUCUUCAAUCUCCCUCUUUCUCUGUUUGUGUCAGAGAUGAGCUUAGUAUAGCAGCAAUGACUCUACCACCUCAAUCUCAACCCCACCACCACCGCCACUCCACCUGCAACCGCCACCCCUCAAAACCCAUCACUGGUUUCUGCGCAUCUUGCCUCCGGGAACGUCUCGCCGGCAUUGACCCCGACACACACCAAGAAACCCCUAUUACCUAUCUUGCCAACGAGCUCCGCCGUAGUAAAUCCUAUUCCAGUAGCUCAAAUCCAAAUGCAUCCUCCAGCUCCACCAGCACCACCACCAUCUCCGAGCCUCGCCGCAAGUCUUGCGAUGUUAGGUCAAGGAACACUCUCUCUGAUCUGUUCCAUAUUGAUGAUAAGAGAAAAUAUAGCUUGAAUAGGAAGCCAAAGGGUUUGGGUUUGGAUUUGGGACGUGAAUUGAAAGAAGAGGAGGAAAAUGGCGCUGAAGUUAGGGUUGCAGAUGAUGUUAAUGUAACAAAUGUGAAUGCUAGUGAAAUAAAUUUAGAUGAUGAGUUUGAAGAGGAUGGAGAGUUUAAAACAAUGAAGGAGUUUAUAGAUCUUGAAUUGGAGAGAAAGAAAAAUGGAGGUAGAGAUUUAAGAAACAUUGCAGGGAGCUUUUGGGAUGCUGCUUCAAUAUUUAGAAAGAAAUUAGUUAAAUGGCAGAUAAAACAGAAGAAAGAAAAGAAGGAAAAGAAACAUGGUGUUGUUAUCGGUGGUGGUGGUAGAGAUGGUAAUUUUGCAAUGGAAUUUGAGAAGCCAAGUAUUAGAAGAUUAAGAGAAACCCAAUCAGAGAUUGGAGAGUAUGGAUUUGGAAGGAGAUCUUGCGAUACUGAUCCAAGACUAUCAGUUGAUGUAGCUAGGCUGUCCGUUGAUGAUGCAAGGUAUUCUUUUGAUGAGCCUAGAGCUUCUUGGGAUGGUUACUUGAUUGGUAAAUCUUAUCCGCGUCUUGCACCAUUGGUAUCUGUUGUGGAGGAUGUGAAGUUACCUGCGAAUGGAAUUGGAAAUGUGAAAGAUAAUGUGGACUUGAAGAAUGAAGGAGAGAGUAGCCCUGGAGGCAACGCACAGACUAGGGAUUAUUAUUCUGAUAGGAGGAGAAGGAGGAGCUUUGAUCGUCUUGGUUCAAAUAGGAGAUUGACAUUAGGUGAUGAUGAGUUCAAAUCAAUAUCAAAUGCUAAGGUAUCUCCUGAAACAGUUGGGUUAUUCCAUGGAGCUAAGUUGUUGGUUACAGAGAAAGAAUUAAGGGAUUCGAAUUGGUAUUCACUUAAAGAUUAUCAGGCAGAGAGUACUGAUGCUAAGGAUGUGGAAUCUGUUGUUGGUGGAGUUAGCAAAAAAGGUUUGAAAUUCAAGAAGUUGCAGACAUGGCGUAGCAUGUGGAAUAUUUGGGGUUUGAUGCAGAGGAGAAGUGAGAGCAAAUGCGGCGAUGAGGAAAGGAGUAUUGGUGGAAAUGUGGCUGAUGGGUCAGCGACAGAGUCUUGGCAGAAAUUGAGUGGUGUGGCCGAUGUCGAAGCAAAGGGCACUGUUAGCCAAAAGCUUAUAAGGAGUUACACUAUUAGUGCUAAGGAUUCCAGCAAAAUGGCCUGUGGUGCAGGUGAGACCAAAGAGAAUGGUAUGAAGAGAAGAGAAGACCUUGUGCUGCAGCGUAAUAGGAGUGCCAGGUAUUCUCCAAACAACCUGGAUAAUGGCCUGUUAAGGUUCUACUUGACUCCAUUGAGAAGUUAUGGAAGAAGCAAAUCUGGAAAGAGUCGGCUACAAAACUCACAUUGUUUGGCAAGGAAUGUUCUGUAAAGGUGCAUACCUGCGUUAAUUGUUCCUCAGUGAAAUGUGAUGUUGUAAAGACAUAACUUAAUGUGUUUCUCCUUGUUCUAUAGAUAAAAACUCGUCAUAUUUAUCACUUCUUCUCUCUGCUUAAUACAUGUUUCUAAUAAGUCAGCAAUGAUAAUUAGAAAAUUUUUGUUUUUGCUCAAUUUGAAUUUAGUAAUGGUGCUUACAGAGGCAAUAUAGAUGGCAUAUUCUUUUGGCAA